Molecule: messenger RNA, 2026 nt
Organism: Entelurus aequoreus (snake pipefish)
Lineage: Eukaryota; Metazoa; Chordata; Actinopteri; Syngnathiformes; Syngnathidae
Product: high-affinity choline transporter 1-like
Exons: 8
Coding region: 6-1709 (567 amino acids)
Biological process (GO): transmembrane transport; choline transport; acetylcholine biosynthetic process
Cellular component (GO): plasma membrane
Molecular function (GO): choline:sodium symporter activity
Source: RefSeq, a predicted model, not a curated record
GAGUGAUGCGCGUCGUCCUUGCAGUGCGCGCCUCCAUCAUGGCCCUCAACAUCCCCGGCGUGAGCGUCAUGAUGCUCUUCUACCUGCUGGUCCUCGCCAUCGGGGUGUGGGCCUCCUUCAAGUCCCGGCGGGAGGCCAAGAAGGGCCGCGGGGACGAGACGGAGAUGGCGCUGCUGGGGAACCGCGGCAUCAACCUGGCGGUGGGCAUCUUCACCAUGACAGCCACGUGGGUCGGAGGCGGGUUCAUCGUGGGCACGGCGGAGGCGGUCUACAACCCGUCUAUGGGGCUGCUGUGGGCCGUCAUGCCCGUGGCCGCCACCGUGUGCUUCAUCUUCGGAGGACUGUUCUUUGCCGAGCCCAUGAGGGACAACAAGUACGUGACCAUGAUGGAUCCUUUCCAGAUCAAAUAUGGAAAAGUGGCCACGGCUACUUUGUCGCUGGCCUCGCUCGUCUCCGAGAUUAUGUGGGUGACAGGAACACUGAUAGGAUUAGGCGUGACGAUGAGCGUGAUCCUGGACCUGUCCUACUCAGUGAGCAUCUGGAUCUCGGCGGCGGUGGCCAUCACCUACACGCUGCUGGGCGGUCUCUACUCGGUGGCGUACACUGACAUCAUCCAGCUGGUGCUCAUCUUCCUCAGCCUGUGGAUGUGUGUUCCCUUCGCGCUGAUGAGCCCGGCAGUGACGGACAUCAGCAAGACGGCCUUCAACUUCACCUUCCAGCCGCCCUGGCUCGGAACCUUGGAGGAGGACCGCGUGUGGCGCUGGAUCGACAACUUCCUCAUUCUAGGUUUGGGCAACUUGGGUCUGCAGAACUUCCACCAGAGGACGCUGUCGGCCGCCUCGUCCUCCACGGCCAAGAUCACCUGCUUCGCGGCGGCCAUCAUCGUUCCCACGCUGGGGAUCCCCCCCAUCCUGUUGGGGGCAGCGGCGGCUUCCACAGACUGGAACUUGACUUCGUACGGCUCUCCGUCCCCGUUCGAGCGAGGACAGACGGGUCUGGUGCUGCCCAUCGUCCUGCAGCACCUCACCCCGCCCUACAUUUCCAUCGUGGGCAUUGGCGCCGUGGCCGCCGCCGUCAUGUCGUCCACCGACUCGGCCUUGCUGUCGGCCGCCUCCAUCUUCACCUCCAACAUCUACAAGAACAUCCUGAGGACGCAGGCGUCCCAGCAGGAGGUCCAGUGGGUGAUCCGGGUGUCGGUGGUGGUGGUGGGCCUGGCGGGGACGUCCCUCACCUUCCUGGACAACAGCGUCCUGAUGAUCUGGAUGCUGCGCUCGGACCUCACCUACACGCUCAUGCUGCCCCAGCUGGUGUGCGUGCUCUUCUUCGCCGUGUCCAACGGCUACGGCGCCGUCCUCGGCUGCGUGACGGGCAUGCUGCUGAGGGUGCUCUGCGGCGAGCCGCUGCUGGGCAUACCGCCCGUCAUCCGCUUCCCGGGCUGCGCCCUGGAAAACGGAGUCUACGUCCAGCUCUGGCCCAUCAGAACCAUCUGCAUGCUCUCGGCGGUGGCGGCCAUCCUGUCCUUCUCCUCCCUGGCGUCCAUGCUCUUCCGCCGAGGCGUGAUCCCCGAGAAGUGGGACGUGUUCCAGGUGAAAGGUCUGGAGUCGGCAGAGAGGGCGGACGGCGCCAAGUACGAGGUGAAGGACGAGGAGCUGAAAGAACAAAACGACAGCAAUGAAGUUUGCGAGCCCAUGUUGGAGUCGGCUUUCUGAUCAAAGCUAAGUUGAAUGUUUCCUAGUUUAGUCGACUUUCAUUUGUACCUUGAUGUGCGCUGACGUGCGCACAUAUAAUAAUGUAUCGGAAUAACAGCUCUCUGUUUUAAGAGCUCAACGUGUUCUCUGCAAUUUUCUGCAGCAAUGACACUCGUAGGAUUUCUUGUGAACUGCCAGAAGCACGCCGGUGUUCCCCGUUUUCUUUUUAGCGUCCUGAGACCAAGAGGAAGAAGGGCUGACUUUUGGUUGUACUUUUCUUCUCGUACUCUCGUCAGUCUAUGCAAACACGUGUGGAAGAUUAAACUUCAUUAGCUGCC